Paramecium sonneborni is the source of this 860-nucleotide messenger RNA. Lineage: Eukaryota; Ciliophora; Oligohymenophorea; Peniculida; Parameciidae. The record is from the annotation of a GenBank genome assembly.
AUGACAAAAAUCUUAACAAAAUAGCUUAUCAUUUAGAAAGCAAAAACAGAUGUUAUGGAAAAUAUUAAGUCCAUUAACUUAUGGGGAAAUGAUUUAGAAGAAAUAUCUUUUAUUAAAGAAAUGAUUAAUUUAGAGUUUGCUUAAUUAGCUUCUAAUAAAAUUAAAACCAUUAAAGAUGUAGUAAAAUGCUUACAUCUUAAAGAUUUAAAUUUAAGAAACAAUCUUAUAUCAAAUUUUGAGGAAUUAUAAUUAUUAAAAUUUCUACCAAAUUUGAAAUCAUUAACACUUUUAGAUAAUCCUAUAACUUAACAUCCAAAAUAUAGAUAGAAAAUUUUAAAGAAUGCAGUUUAAUUAGAAAAAUUAGAUGAUAUCAUUAUUUCUAAACAAGAAAGAUAUAAAAUGAUACAAGAGGAAGAGAAUAAGAAUUAAAUUAAAUUAAAAAUAUGUGAGGAGAAUUAAAAAACGAAAAAAACUUAUCCAUAAAAAAAGAUAUCUAAAGAUAAGAAAGCUUAAGAGAAAGAAAGUUAAGAUUGUAGUAAGGAUAUAAAAAAAAGUUAAAAAAACUUUAAAUAAUCAUAGAAAUUCAAAUCAUUUUUGCAAGAUUAAUAAUAAAUAAUUUAGUAUCCAUAAUUAAAUGAUUAGUUUAAUAUCUAGAUUACUCACGAAAACAAAAAUAACGAAAUUUUACUUGAAAAAAAUGAUAAAUCAUAAUUAUAGUUAAAUGAUAAAGUUUAAGAGGAAGAAAUUCUAUUCAAAAUGACAUCAUCUUCAAAUUUAUAAAAGACCUAAAGCUUUAAUAAUUAAACAUCUUCUUUGGAAACUUCACAACAUAUUCUUUGUGCCAUCCUAUCACUAUUGUA